Molecule: messenger RNA, 4210 nt
Organism: Labeo rohita (rohu)
Lineage: Eukaryota; Metazoa; Chordata; Actinopteri; Cypriniformes; Cyprinidae
Gene: pde9ac
Product: phosphodiesterase 9ac
Exons: 22
Coding region: 1442-3001 (519 amino acids)
Biological process (GO): cGMP catabolic process
Molecular function (GO): 3',5'-cyclic-GMP phosphodiesterase activity
Source: RefSeq, a predicted model, not a curated record
CAAAAUUGACAACUUACACCGUUUAACCACCAGAGGCUCCCACAUCACUAUCAAUCAAUAAAACAUCUGCGUCACUUCAAAGCCUGGACCACAAAUAGCCAGUGACACUUCUCACUUUCCCUUUUGUCUGUAGAGCAAUAGCAGUAGUUUUUAACUGAGACAUUUAGCAUGAUUUACCGAGUAAGCCAAUUAUAGCUUUUUUCCCUUGUUAUAAAAAGUUUUACCCGAAGGCUUUGUUAGCCAAAUACUUAAAAGAACAUGUUGAAAUAAUCUACAUUAUAUAUAAAUCUUAAUACUCAGUCUAAAUAUUUAGUAUGAAAGCUCGUUCAUAGUCAUGUCAAUCACAACACAAAGUCAAGAGCAAAAGCGGCAGCUUACCUCACUCCUGGGACUGUUGUUUCGGUCAGAGAAACAAAAUACGAAUCCUUCAACAAGACUUUCAAGCUUCAGACACAGAGAAACAUUAAGGAUGCUGAAAAGCAAAAGGAGAAGAUGAAAGGACCCUAAUGGAGGAGUUUUCCAUAUUCCUACCCAGAUCUAGCCCGGACACACGUCCAUAAACUGAACAACCAUAAAGCCUUUUAUUAUCAGGAUAAUGUCUUCCCCUUAGAUCCUUUAUUAUUGAAAUAUGACCGGACUCUUCUCUUUUGUCCCAUGAUUAGCAGCAAGCACAUGCAUUUCUGAUUACCCGAGGUGUGAUUUUCUUUCUCACCUAGUUACAUAAGCUUUUAAAUGAAUGCUUUUGUGCAGGUCCAUCUUUGGUGAUGUUAAAAGUUAGAUGUGAACUUCAUUGGUCAAAUGGUUUGGAAAACAGUUUUGAUCUCUUAUUAUCCACAUUACCCCUGUGUCAGCACUAAAACAGCCCCUCUGGGCGGCCCAGACUGCUAAUCUAUUUCCGCAGAGAGGAGUCAAUGGCACAUGGGACUUGGAGAAUUAAGACGUAGGAAGCUUUUCUGGCCCCUCGGGGAUGAGAUUAUAGAGGAAGGAAGCUCAGAACAGACCCACGAAUCGCAUCAAGUUCAAACGCUGAAGCUGUUUAUGACACAGUGGACCAUCAUUUCUUCAGACGUAAAUAUAGACUCCAGGGUUGUCUGCUAAAUUAAGCAGGAUGAAUGAAAGGACUAAAUUAAAUGAUUACAACAGCAACAACAGACAUCAAGGGGGUUGGGCACUUUUUCACCGUAGUAACUGUUCCCCCUGACAACGGUGGAGAGUGACAAUUAUAUUCAGGGUCCUUCAGUAAACCCAGGUUUCCCUUGCUCACUUGGCUCCAUUGAGCACCUGGGACGGCUGGGAACGCUGCCUGCACGCGGGGAGGACCGGGAGCUGCUGAAGGCGCACAGAGGACAUUUUGUGGUGGGCCUUUUGAGAGCUGGUCUUGGUGGAUCUGCUCCUGGUUAGGGGUACCAGGACAAGUGGCUCACUAGUUCAUCCUUUCAGCAUGGGGUCUGGCUCCUCCUCUUAUUCUCCCAAAACCAUCUAUUUGGACGUAGAUGGUAAAGUUCAGAAGGUGCUUUUCAGUCGUCACUGCAGCCCAUGUGAUAUCAAAGAACUGCUGUGUUCCUCCUCCAACAUCCCUAGGAACACUGCUAUAAUGAUGGUGGACCCUGAAGGUGCACUUGUGUCCAUUGAUCCCACAAUGCCUACCAACACCCCCAACUCCCUGUACAAAGUCAUUCCUCUGUCUACAGGCCAACUGGGAGAAAAGGAAGAUAUGUUUCAGAAUGUGCUCUCACAGGUAGCAGAGCAGUUCAGCAGAGCAUUCAGGAUCAACGAACUGAAAACGGAAGUGACCAACAGACUGGCUAUGCUGGAGAAGAGAGUAGAACUGGAGGGGUUGAAAGUCGUGGAGAUCGAAAAGUGUAAAAAUGAUUUGAAGAAGCUGAGAGAUGAGAUGACGUCCAGAGCAGGAGGAAGAGUGAAUUGUCCAUGCAAAUACAAUUUCUCAGACGACGGAAAGAAAUUAACUCCUAGACGUGAUGUCCCCAGCUACCCAAAGUACACGCUUUCUCAAGAGACCAUUGAAGCGCUGAAGAAACCAACUUUUGAUGUUUGGCAUUGGGAGCACAAUGAAAUGCUGAGCUGCCUGGAGUACAUGUACCAUGACUUAGGCCUCGUGAAGGAGUUUAACAUGAACCCAAUUACUCUGAAACGCUGGCUGCUGGGCAUUCAGGAAAAUUACCGUAGCAACCCGUUCCAUAAUUUCCGCCAUUGUUUCUGCGUGAGUCAGAUGAUGUAUGGCAUGAUCCACCUCUGCAACCUCCAGGAAAAGCUCACGCUGACAGAUCUGGGCAUUUUAAUGACUGCUGCCGUGUGUCACGACUUAGACCACCCUGGAUACAACAACACGUACCAGAUCAAUGCUCGCACUGAGUUGGCAGUGCGCUACAAUGACAUCUCGCCCCUGGAGAAUCACCACUGCGCUGUGGCCUUCCAGAUACUCUCACUGCCAGAGUGUAAUAUAUUUGCAAACGUGGACCCAGAGGCUUUUAAACAGAUCCGACAGGCUAUCAUCACACUGAUUUUAGCCACGGACAUGGCCCGACAUGGCGAGAUUCUGGACUCGUUCAAGCACAAAGUGGACAAUUUUGACUUCACCAAUGAGGAGCAUGUGACUUGUCUGAAGAUGGUUCUUAUCAAAUGCUGUGACAUUUCCAAUGAAGUCCGGCCUACAGAGGUGGCAGAGCCGUGGGUGGACUGUCUGCUGGAGGAAUAUUUCAUGCAGAGCGAUAGAGAGAAAUCCGAGGGGCUUCCUGUGGCACCCUUCAUGGACAGAGACAAAGUCACAAAGCCCACAGCCCAGAUUGGCUUCAUUAAAUUUGUCCUCAUCCCAAUGUUUGAAACGGUCAUGAAGCUCUUCCCUCAGAUUGAAGAAAUUAUGGUACAACCUCUUAGAGACUCACGGGACCACUAUGAGGAGCUGAAGCAAAUUGAUGAUGCCAUGACCGAGGCACAGAAGAAAAAAACAGAAAAUAUGUCAUUAGGAGGGAAGAAGAAAUAAGCAAUGCUGUGAGCAUAAUGAUAAUGUGAGUCUUAUUUUUGACCCGUCUCCACUUUGUGGACAGAGUUCCGGUGUGAGGAUCUGUGAGACGCUGGGCUGCUGUCGAAGACAGCUGGUUUGAAUCCACCGAAUCUAAAGGGUCACCUGAUUGAUUCAUGAAGUCACGAGUCGCUUCCUUUUGCCAACAGACUGCUAGGCCUGUCUGAUUAUUUCUUCAGUCACUUAUAAAGCCUUUUCGGCUGAUAUGGGCAUAUAUGUUUAUCACUGCAGUUUUAAUCUUGUUUGGUUGGUUUUUUGUUCUAUUUUAUAGUCUUUAAUGGACAAAUUGCAUGUACGUACAUAGUAUGUCAUCUGAAAGUUUUGUGAUCCCAAAGCAAUUAGGAUACCGGAUUACAGCAUGACGUAUAACUGUAACUAGUGCCUUUUGAAAAUGUGUUUUGAUGAUUAUAAAAGGUCAGCACGAUAUGAUACUGUUCCUUUUGUCAACUGUUUCUCUUCUGAGUUCCUCUACAACACAGAAGUUCAUUUUAGGUGGUUUUGUGGUGAGCACAAUACCAGUGUAAAUCACAAUAUCAGCUUUUAAGGAACCCGAGAACUCCCUUUGCAGUGUUUUGAUUCAGUUUCCCAUUUGGUUAUUGAGGUUUAAAAUCAAUACAUUUGCUCUAGAACAUCCUUUCAUUAUAUGGAUAUUAUUUACUUAGCCUCAUGUCAUUCCAAACCCAUAAGAUCUUUAUCUUAUAAAUAUCUUUUGAUAUUUCUGAGGAAAAUCCGAGAGCUUUCUGAUCCUGCUUAGACAGUAAUGCAACUGACACGUUCAAGGCCCAGAAAAGAACUAAGGACAUUGUUAAAAUAGUCCAUGUGACAUCAGUGGUUCAUCUGUAAUGUUAUGAAGCUACGAGAAUACUUUUUGUGUUCUGAAGAUGAACAAAAGUCUUACGGGUUUGGAACGACAUGAGGGUAUUUUUGAAUUUUAAGUGGACUAGCCCUUUAAAAAUAUCUUUUUAGUAUUCCACAAAAGAAAGUCAUACAGGUUUGGAACAACCUGAAGUACACCAUGCCUUUAAAUGAAUCAAUUUCUUCUUUUGCCAUCUGAAAAGUCAUGAUAUUCACAACACCAGAAGUCAUACCUGCUAACCACGUCCAGUAUUUCUACCGUGUGGCUCCGUGUUGUUCUCUGUAUCCUAUUUGCUCUGGUUUGCUUCUAAAACU